UAUUUGGCCGUACUCAUCAUUAAUUGCUUAUGAUUUAUAUUCCUUUAUUUAUAUCCUUUUUGUACAUUGACUAUAAGGAGUUCUUUUUAUAUCUCCAACAUUUAUUAACCUUUCUGCCUCGUCAAUCGGAACUGUAACACGUUCGUGUUUAUUGAAUCUUGACUGGUUGGUAAAAACUGUAAGCCAUGUCUCUGCUACACUGUCCCAUUCUUCCUGCAAAGGCACCUACAUGUCUCUCUGCAAAUCGUUACAGUUCCAGUUUGGUAGUAUUUCAAUGUUGUAAUAAUCCAAUCACCAACAACACACGUUUCAAGUUUUCAACUAUUGUAUCUGCCUUGCCUGAUUCCUAUAAGCAUUCUUCCAUUUCCUCGUUCAGCCAGUUGAUCGAGGAUUUAAUUAGUGGGAAAGACUUGACGGAAUCCGAAUCAGAAGAUUCUCUUGAUUUCUUGUUGAAUGGUGCUGAUGAAGCUUUAAUUAGUGCUUUUCUUGUUCUUUUGAGAGCUAAAGGUGAAACCUUUGAAGAAGUAGUGGGAUUGGCAAGGGCAAUGAUUAAGCAUUGUAGACAAGUGGAAGGAUUAGGUGAUGCAGUUGACAUUGUUGGGACAGGAGGAGAUGGUGCAAACACAGUGAAUAUCUCAACAGGUGCUUCAAUACUUGCUGCUGCUUGUGGUGCAAAAGUUGCCAAGCAAGGGAAUAGGUCGAGUUCAUCCGCUUGUGGAAGUGCAGAUGUGCUGGAAGCACUGGGUGUUGCAAUUGAGCUGGACUCCGAGGGGGUAAAAGAUUCUGUAGCUCAGGCUGGAAUUGGCUUCAUGAUGGCUCCAAUCUACCAUCCGGCAAUGAAGAUUGUUAGACCUAUUCGGAAAAAGCUGAAAGUAAAGACAGUAUUCAACAUCCUUGGUCCUAUGUUGAAUCCAGCAAGAGUGCCUUUUGCUGUAAUUGGAGUUUACAAAGAAGAUCUGGUUGACAAAAUGGCUAAAGCAAUCCAAAGGUUUGGCAUGAAAAGAGCACUGGUUGUUCACUCGGAAGGUCUAGAUGAGAUGAGUCCCCUUGGGCCUGGAUUAGUCCUUGAUGUCACCCCAGAUAAAAUUGACAAGUUCAGAUUCGAUCCAUUGGACUUUGGCAUCCCUCGCUGUACUCUUGAAUGCCUGAGAGGUGGAGGUCCAGAAUACAAUGCCGAGAUGCUUAGGCGUGUGCUCUCAGGAGAAAAAGGGCCGAUUGCUGAUGCGUUUGCCCUAAAUGCAGCAGCAGCAUUACUGGUCAGUGGACAUGUUAAAAAUCUGGCUGAAGGAGUGUCCUUAGCUCGCGAUACACUACUUUCCGGGAAAGCUCUGAGGACACUUGAUACGUGGAUACAUGUGUCCAACAGGGUGAAGGAUGCAGCUCUUCGGGUUGGUAAACUUUCUGCUUGAAAUUUGAUGGAAAGUACCACGCUGAACACGUUACACGUUCAAAAUUUGUGGCUGAUCAAGAUUGAGAAAUGGGCAUAGCGGUUAAAAUACUCAGAAAUCAAAGCCAGAAUAGAAGACACUUCAAUCAACUUGUCAAAAUUGAGGGGGUCAAAAAGAGCAAAAAUAACUGGCAGACCUUUUAGCCCUCUUAAGAUUUUGAGGGCAGAUUAUAUGUACUCAUAGAAGAAAUAACCGAAGUGAUAAAGUCUGAUUGAGAUUUGUUUCGAUCAAUGUAUCCUAAUAUCCUUUCAAUUUGGAAGGAAGAAUAAAUAUGCACUUCUUGCACAAAUAUCACUUUACAAACUA
Messenger RNA from Capsicum annuum, 1754 nucleotides. RefSeq names its product anthranilate phosphoribosyltransferase, chloroplastic. Lineage: Eukaryota; Viridiplantae; Streptophyta; Magnoliopsida; Solanales; Solanaceae. Gene Ontology annotation, cellular component: cytosol. Gene Ontology annotation, biological process: L-tryptophan biosynthetic process. The coding region runs from base 186 to 1409 and encodes 407 amino acids. The transcript has 10 exons. Gene Ontology annotation, molecular function: anthranilate phosphoribosyltransferase activity. The record is from RefSeq and is a predicted model, not a curated record.